This is a messenger RNA of Pogonomyrmex barbatus (red harvester ant), 1100 nucleotides long. RefSeq names its product barrier to autointegration factor (gene baf). The record is from RefSeq and is a predicted model, not a curated record. Gene Ontology annotation, cellular component: nucleus; condensed chromosome. Gene Ontology annotation, biological process: chromosome organization. Lineage: Eukaryota; Metazoa; Arthropoda; Insecta; Hymenoptera; Formicidae. Gene Ontology annotation, molecular function: DNA binding.
CGGAAGUGUAUGGCGAUUUUGACGGUGUCACGAAAAAGGCCGAGACGACCGCUCUCAAAUUUCUCUCUGAGUUGAUGGUUUUUAAUAGUAUCUUAUUGAUGGCGUUAUCAAAGAAGAGUAUUUGUCUGAUUCAUUGAAGAUAUCGAAGGAAAUAUUUUUCAGUUGCAUUGUGCGGAGCAGCUUUUUGAUUGUGUGAAUCAUUUUCGAAGGAUUAGAUAGCGUGUUAUCAUUUUCUCAUAUACUAAAAGAGUAGCCGAAUAGUAUCGUAUAAUUCGGCAAAGUUAUAUUAGUCGAAGUUGGGAAUCGAGAAGGAAUUUUAGGAAUCAACAGAUCAAAAUGUCCACUACAUCACAAAAACAUCGGAACUUUGUAGCUGAGCCAAUGGGUGAUAAAUCUGUGACCGAGCUCGCUGGUGUUGGAGAAGUUCUAGGAAAGAGAUUAGAAGCUGCAGGUUUUGAUAAAGCAUAUGUAGUUCUGGGACAAUACUUAGUGUUAAAGAAAAAUAAGGAAUUGUUUCAAGAAUGGAUGAAGGAUGCGUGCUCAGCGAAUGCAAAACAGUCAACAGAUUGUUAUCAAUGCCUCACUGAUUGGUGUGAAGAAUUUUUGUAAAAUAAUCACGACAAAUUCGAUCUCAAUAUUCUUUUAAUAGUGCACAGCAUUAAGUAUAAAAUUUUAUAACAUACACAAAAUAUAAGAUAUAUUUUAGCAAUAUGACAUAUUUUAAAUAUUUCUUGCUUAUGACUAUGAACAAAUAUAAAAUGUAAAGUCUACUUUUUAAAGUUAAGAAUCGUCUUGUAUAUUGAAUUUUCAAUCCCAUUUGUUUCAUAGCACUUUAAAAACAUUAGUUUUGUAUUGUAUUCAUUUUGUGAUUAGCAAAUAGAAUUUUAAUAUCUCAUAUCUAUUGCUACAACAUAAUAAGAAAAUUCCGAAAUUUUUAUAUACUUGGAGGUAAACAUUAUUGAAAAAAAUUGUUAUACAAUAAUUAAUACAAAAAAUAUAAAAAAAAUAUGUAGUUUCGUUUAUAUAAAAAGCGUUGACAAGCCUAAAAUUGUAAACAAUAUGUAGACAGCGAAAUAAAAAUAAGUUCUAUUCUCUAAUAA